Toxorhynchites rutilus septentrionalis is the source of this 1834-nucleotide messenger RNA. RefSeq lists its product as uncharacterized. The coding region runs from base 261 to 1409 and encodes 382 amino acids. The record is from RefSeq and is a predicted model, not a curated record. The transcript is spliced from 2 exons. NCBI's taxonomy places the organism in Eukaryota, Metazoa, Arthropoda, Insecta, Diptera, Culicidae.
CACGAUUACAAAUGAAUCUUGAAAGAGUUCUGAUGAGAUAUAGAUAUUUAGUUACUCGCUAGGGUUGCAAGUUACCAAACGGGCUAUCGUCCAUUGUUUUUAUUGUUUACAUGAACAUAAUAGGUUUUUUUUGCCUUCAAUCUAGCGUGAUAUUCGCUAUAAGGUUUUCAUAUUCGUACCAAAUUCAUCUAAGGUAAACAGUGAAGGCAAGGAUUCUGACACAUUACGUCUCUGAAUAGCGAUAAUCCACGGACGGUAUUAUGGAGUCGAACAAUAAAAACAAACAAUCGGCGGUGCGGAAGUUAAAAUUUAUCGAAAUAGAUGCCCGGGAUAGCGGAGAGGAAAAAGAUACGCCUGACUCCGUAACGGAUAACACCGAGAAAAAUUCGGAUCAGGGGAAAAACCAAGAAUGCGCGUCGUCGGAAAUUGAUUCUGCCGAAAGCAUGUCGCCGACCGCUGACAGACCGGAAAAUUAUUGGGAUAUGUUUGUUGGAUUGAAGAAAAAGUUGUGUUCGACGUUAAUAAAAUCUAAGCCCCAAGGAGCACCUGGAUCGUCUAACGAUACUGAACCAAAUAUCGACGAGGCGGAGAUCGAUGAGGUUUUCCAAACGCUAAUGAACAACGAACCUACGUUACUCGAGCGGAAUUCUCCUUACGCAAGCUUAGUGGAUCAGAUUAAAACACAGCUACACGUUAAGAUGCAGCUGAAAAAUGCACUGAGUGCAGGUAUGAGCUCAAAGAAAUUCCUUCCCUUUGUGCAACUGGUCGAAACUCAAAGAUUAUUGCUACUUUCAUCAUUGAAAGAAAAGGCGGCAAAAAGGGAGCUGUGGAGGCUUCUUAACAACAAGAAGGCAAAUAUUACCCGAAAGAUAGACUUUGUGACGUUAACUAAUUUUCAAAUUUCUUUGAGUGAGAGAGCCUUAAAUGAGCCGGGUAUCGGCAAUCUGUAUGUGGUUGUUUGCUCCUACAAAAAUCAUGUGCACACGACCUAUGUUGAGCAACAGUAUGAGAGUCGUGUUCACAUAAGGAAUAGUAAAAUCACAUUCCACGAUCUGGACGAAGAAUACGGAAUUAAAGUGGAGAUUUUUGCUCUCAAAAUGAGCGAUUUAUUACCAAGCUUUGCUUCUGAAGCGGACUUCCCUCGAUUCGAGUCUCACGGACACGUCGUCUUCAAACCAUCUGGCAUGAAGGCAUCGACCAGUAGUUCCCAGCAGGAUCUAACAAACUCGAGUAGCAUGAAGGAUAUUUCUUACAGUUCUUACCAUCCCAUAAGAACCGGUUCUCAAGAAAGAGUGCGAUGUGGAAGCCGAAAAAUUUAUCUCGUGGAGUAUUCGAGGACUCUAGACUUCGACAGAACGAAGUAUGAACUACUCGAUAGCAUAGAGAUGACAAUCAAGACUGAGAUAUAAAAACGAUAUGGAAUUCAGAGAACUACUGUGGUGUUACUUAAGCAUUGAGUAGUAUUCAUGAUAAUCAUCUGUUCGUUCGAUUCUACAUUUGGUUCUUUUCCAUAUAGAAAUCAUUUAUAUGAGAAACGAUUGUGUUUAGCUUGAUAAUGCUAGAUUUAUGAUUCACAAAAUCUACAAAAAUACAAAACAAAGAGUUAUUUUAUAUGCAAAUCGACAGGUCUUAAACAUGUAACAUUUAUAAUGUUGUGUAAUAUGAGAAACCGCAGUUGUGUUUUACGUAGGAUAGAUUAAUUGAGAUGGGACGAAUAUUUUAACAUGUAGGAAAAAGAAAUACAUAUAUGAAUACCGCAUUACCUGGUACCAUUAGCAUAUUAAUAAUCGCCAUACCAUGGAUGUGGCAAUAAAGUGUGUUCAAUUUUUUUUCA